ACCCUUGUGAGGAUAGGCGGCUCAGAACAUGGACGGAUGGAAUGUAUAUUUAAAAAAGGCACGCUCCUUUUGUUGUGUUUUCAAACAUAGGGCAGGCGAUUGUUUCUCUCCACUCUCCACCAACCAGAGAGAAGUUAGACAAUGAGGCCCCCUCUACUCCUUGGUGGGGCCCGGUUUUAAUUAAACCAUCGUAGAAUUGAAUUCACUCUUGAUAUGUUUUUUUUAGAAAACAAAAGUAGUUUAUAAAAGACCUAUUAUUGAUCGAAUACACGUUAAAAUAUUUUAAAACAAGUACGUCUGUGUUUCAUUUCAAAAUUUCUAGUCAGGCGUUAAAGGAGGCCGCCCUCCGGGUCUUUGCAUCAUCAUCGCAGUUGACAUUUCACGUUGCGCCCUCUCCAAUAACACAACAACGAUGAGGAGGUAAAAGAGCACAAACGGACUCGGAGAAGAUUGAUUUUAUUCCUCCUGUUUGGUCGGAGGUUUGGCGGGUGGCACAGGGAGGAUGUCUCAACUUUUCCGGCUUCUCUCGGCGGCGGCCGCCGGUCGGCGUCUGUGCUGCCGGGCUGCGCUUGUCACGACUCGGCUGGACGCCGUAGCGGCAGGACGUCGCUUGAUUGUCGGCUACACAGGCUUCGCCGUGCCGCCGAGCGCGUGUCGAGCUCGGGGCGACCUCCUGUCCACGCGCAGCUUCCGGCUUGCUCAGCGACGUCUUGAUUCCAGUGAGCCCAAAGAUGGGAAAGGAGAAAGCGGAGGAGGACGAGGAGGCCGGGCAGGAGGCGGGAAGAGAGGAGGAGGAGAAAAGAAGGACUGGUGGAGUCGAAUGCAGAAGGGCGACUUCCCGUGGGACGAGAAGGACUUCCGCUACCUGGCCGUCACGGUGGCCGGCGCCGCCUCCGCGCUGCUCUACGUGUACUUCCGCGACAACGGCCGGGAGAUCAGCUGGAAGGACUUUGUGCACCGCUACCUGGGCCGCGGCAUCGUGGAUCGUCUGGAGGUGGUCAACAAGCAGUACGUGCGUGUCAUUCUGGUGCCUGGCGGAGACACCAAAGGGACCUACGUGUGGUUCAACAUCGGCAGUGUGGACACGUUCGAGAGGAACCUGGAAACGGCCCACUUGGAGCUCGGCAUGGAGGCGUCUCGCCGGCCCGCUGUGGUCUACAGCUCCGAGAGCGACGGGUCUUUCCUGAUGAGCAUGAUUCCCACGCUGCUCCUCAUCGGCUUCCUGCUCUUCACCCUGCGCCGCGGACCCAUGGGGGCGGGUCCUGGGGGCGGCAGGGGCGGGCCCUUCAGCAUGAGCGAGUCCACCGCGAAGAUGAUGAAGGACAACAUCGAAGUCAAGUUCAAGGAUGUGGCGGGCUGCGAGGAGGCCAAGCUGGAGAUCCUGGAGUUUGUCAACUUCCUGAAGAACCCGCAGCAGUACCAGAACCUCGGAGCCAAGAUCCCCAAGGGUGCUGUGCUGUCCGGGCCUCCCGGUACCGGGAAGACUCUUUUAGCCAAAGCCACGGCCGGUGAGGCCAACGUUCCCUUCAUCACCGUCAACGGCUCGGAAUUCUUGGAGAUGUUCGUGGGCGUCGGUCCCGCCAGGGUGAGGGACAUGUUCGCCAUGGCGAGGAAGAACGCGCCGUGCAUCCUCUUCAUCGACGAGAUCGACGCCGUGGGGCGCAAGCGAGGUGGCGGAAACUUCGGAGGUCAGAGCGAGCAGGAGAACACGCUCAACCAGCUCCUCGUCGAGAUGGACGGCUUCAACACGGCCACCAACGUGGUGGUCCUGGCCGGAACCAACAGAGCCGACAUCCUGGACCCGGCGCUCAUGAGGCCCGGACGCUUCGACAGGCAGAUCUACAUCGGUCCUCCCGACAUCAAGGGGCGGGCGUCCAUCUUUAAAGUGCACCUGCGACCCAUCAAGUUAGACGCCGGCAUCGACAAGGACACGCUCGCCCGGAAGAUGGCCGCAGCCACGCCCGGAUUCACCGGAGCCGACAUCGCCAACGUUUGCAACGAGGCGGCGCUGAUCGCGGCGAGACACCUGGGCCGGCACGUCGAGCGCACGCACUUCGAGCAGGCCAUCGACAGGGUCAUCGGAGGUCUGGAGAAGAAGACACAGGUGCUUCAGCCUGACGAGAAGAAGACCGUGGCGUACCACGAGGCGGGCCACGCCGUCGUCGGCUGGUUUCUGGAGCACGCCGACCCGCUGCUCAAGGUGUCGAUCAUCCCCCGCGGGAAGGGCCUGGGCUACGCGCAGUACCUCCCUCGCGAGCAGUACCUGUACAGCCGCGAGCAGCUCUUCGACAGGAUGUGCAUGAUGCUGGGCGGCCGCGUGGCCGAACAAGUCUUCUUCGGCCGCGUCACCACCGGAGCGCAGGACGACCUCAAGAAGGUCACGCAGUCCGCCUAUGCGCAGGUGGUUCAGUUCGGGAUGAGCGACAAGGUGGGCCAGGUGUCGUUCGAGCUGCCGCGGCAGGGCGAGAUGCUUCUGGAGAAGCCGUACAGCGAGGCCACGGCCGAGCUGAUCGACGACGAGGUCCGGGCCCUGGUGGAGCGGGCGUACGCGCACACGCUCCUGCUGGUCCGCGACAAGAAGGACCUGGUGGACCUGGUGGGCAAGCGUCUGCUGGAGAAGGAAGUCUUGGACAAGGCGGACAUGUUGGAGCUGCUGGGCCCGCGGCCCUUCCGGGAGAAGUCCACGUACGAGGACUUCGUGGAGGGCACGGGAAGCUUCGAGGAGGACACCAGCCUCCCCGACGGCCUGCGAGACUGGAACGGCCGGCGCGGGCCCGACGACGCUCGCGACGAACAGCGGGCCGGCUAGACUCUGCGCGCUGAUUGGGCCGGAUCGACCCCGCCUCUGAACGUGAGCCCCGCCUGUCGCCGUCAUUGUCGUGGAGCGUUUUUGUAUUUCUUCACCGUCAGAGGGAGACGUCCUCGCGCACCAAGCGCUCUCUGACGGCACGUGACAUCAGCGUGAACUCUUAAGACAAAGAAUUUUAAUGCGAAAGGAGACGUAUUAUGCCCCCCCCCCCCCCCCCUCUCAAAAGGCCCCAUGGAUCAAGAAUUAUGGCCGCAUACAGUGGACCCUCGCAUAUUCGCAGCUCGGCACCUGCGGACCUUUUUCUUUUUGUUUUGCUUAAUGGCAGUAUAUCCCCACUUUUCAAGGAUGUUUUAGGUUACCAUUAAAAUAAUUGCAAUUAUCAAAUCCAAUUGUAGUGGCCAUGAAUUUUGCAGUCGGGGUCCAUCGUAUUUCUUGCCACAGGGAAACGGCUCGUUUUAGGGGCGGUUCCGUGUCGUCCAGGCCGGAUUUCGUUCGGUGGGCGGAAUCGUUUGAGGCCGAGUAAACGCUCAUCUGUGCUAACGAUGCAGCUCUGCUUACCUUUUGACUUUGACACAAUAGUGUUUCACCCAAAGUGGUUCUUUAGUUCUGGAACUUGGUCAUGUCCGCAUCAUCAUGUCAUUGGCUGAGACACUCAGGUGGGUGUGGUUCAUAUGUAAAUUGACCUCAGUGUGAUGUCACAAUUGGGCAACGUUGAGAAGGGACCGCUCACAGACAUUUUUCAGAAAUCAUCACAUAACAAUAAAGAUUGACUUCACACUUGA
Messenger RNA from Phycodurus eques (leafy seadragon), 3591 nucleotides. RefSeq names its product AFG3-like AAA ATPase 1 (gene afg3l1). The record is from RefSeq and is a predicted model, not a curated record. Gene Ontology annotation, biological process: mitochondrial protein processing; protein-containing complex assembly. Gene Ontology annotation, molecular function: metalloendopeptidase activity; zinc ion binding; ATP hydrolysis activity. The coding region runs from base 503 to 2809 and encodes 768 amino acids. Lineage: Eukaryota; Metazoa; Chordata; Actinopteri; Syngnathiformes; Syngnathidae. The transcript has 16 exons. Gene Ontology annotation, cellular component: membrane; m-AAA complex.